Messenger RNA from Colletotrichum acutatum, 1800 nucleotides. RefSeq names its product CTLH/CRA C-terminal to lish motif domain-containing protein. Gene Ontology annotation, molecular function: ubiquitin protein ligase activity; protein binding. The record is from RefSeq and is a predicted model, not a curated record. NCBI's taxonomy places the organism in Eukaryota, Fungi, Ascomycota, Sordariomycetes, Glomerellales, Glomerellaceae. The coding region runs from base 143 to 1369 and encodes 408 amino acids. The transcript has 3 exons. Gene Ontology annotation, biological process: proteasome-mediated ubiquitin-dependent protein catabolic process. Gene Ontology annotation, cellular component: GID complex; nucleus; cytoplasm.
UUUUGUGGGGAGCAUGUAGUCAUGAUCUUCUCGUCAUAAUCUCCCGAAUCUCGAGCUACACGCAAGCAAACAUACCAUACAUUCGCUCACUUAUCACGACAUACGGAUAUACCCUCCUCUCCUCCCGCAUCCAGCCACCACUAUGGCAGAACAAAACCCCAUGGUCACCCUCCAGGCGGAGCUCUCGCGCUUCCGCAGAGCGACACUUAACUCAGCCGUCAAAGACACCGACAAACUCCUCGAACUCCUCAUCCAGGCGAGGGAGCAAGUUGCCAAUGAUCCGCACCGAGCAGGCCUGACGAUGGCCAAGCUACAGAACCCCGUUACCGCGGGGUUUGAUGCAAUAAACAAUGACCUGAAAGAGGUCUCAAAAGCCCAGAAAACAUAUGGCAAGGCCCUUGAUAAGUCAUUCCCCCUCCGACCACUCUCGACAGACUACGAUGCCAUGGCCGCGUAUCCCUCCUUAAUCAACCGCGCCGUAGCGAUGCACAUGCUCCGCGAAGGCCAAUUCAGCGUGGCCUCGACUUUCCUCCGCGAAGCCCACGAGCGACCCCCACCACUUUCCGCCAACAACCCUGCCCUCGAUGCAGACAUACACUCUCUUCAGUCUCAGGAGCUGCAGGAUAAGUUUGCGAGCAUGUACAAGAUCCUCAACGAGCUCAAGAAUAGGAACCUCGUUCCAGCCAUAGAGUGGGCGCGCCUCAACAGCGACGAGCUCGAAGCCCGGGGUUCCAACCUGGAGUUCGAGCUCAGCAAACUCCAGUUCGUCUGGCUCUUCAAGGGUCCCGAAGUAAACGGUCUUCCCGAUGACGAGCGCAACGGCCGGAUAGGUGCCCUGGCCUACGCACAAAGACACUUUGGCCGCUUCCAAACCCGCCAUAUCAAGGAGAUCCAGCAGCUAUCUUGCGCCAUGGUCUACGCAUCCAAUAUUGGCCAGUCGCCAUAUGCCAACAUCUUCGAGACAUCUGCCGCUUUUGACGACGUCGCCCUAUCCUUCACGCGCGAGUUCUGUUCUCUUCUCGGCCUCUCCGCCGAAUCACCACUCUAUGUCGCUGCUACCGCCGGCGCCAUCGCGCUGCCUCAACUCAUAAAGUACACAACAUACGUAAAAGCCAAGCGUACGGAAUGGACGACGGAAAGCGAACUCGCAUUCGAAACGCCGCUACCUCGUAGCAUGAUCUACCACCCCAUUUUCGUCUGCCCCGUGAGCAAAGAGCAAACAACAGAGCAAAAUCCGCCAAUGAUGCUGCCCUGCGGCCACGUCAUCUGCAAAGAGUCACUCCAGCGCCUGACCAAGGGCUCCCGCUUCAAGUGUCCAUAUUGCCCCAACGAGGGCCACAUCAAAGAUGCUCGAGAGAUUAAGUUGUAGGACGAAUUGGGCUUCGAGUUGGAGGAUAGGUGUGAACAUUACAAACAUCUCAUCAACGCACUGGUCUCUCCAUGGCGGAAGACAUGCAAGACACAAUGGCCUACGUUGCCACUUGUUUUUUAGGCGAGAUGAGUAUGUCCGGUACCGGGACGACAGGCGUUGAGGGUUGACGUUCGACGGGUAAAGCUUUCAUCAAUAACGGCGGGGCAGGUCACUCCAAUCUUUCGUUUUGGGUGGCGUUAGGUUUCGGAUGCAAUCUUAUUUGGUACAGCGAUUCGGGCUACUGUUUUGAGUAGGUAGGAUAGAGCGAGCGUAAUACAAACGCAUGUCAAUAAUGUGACCAGCUCUUGUGGUAUUGGUGUUUCAUUCGCAUGCUUCGACGAAUGCCGUAAAGUCAAGGACGGCAGUGACUGGGCCGGAAUCGGCCUGGU